Molecule: messenger RNA, 819 nt
Organism: Effrenium voratum
Lineage: Eukaryota; Dinophyceae; Suessiales; Symbiodiniaceae
Source: the annotation of a GenBank genome assembly
AUGCCAAAGCCUGAAACCAUCUCAUUCAUUCAUGUGGACCCCGUCUCUCCACCCGCUCCCUAUCUGGGCGGCAAGCGCAUGCUCUCCCGCCGGAUCAUCGAGAUCAUCAACGCCACGCCGCAUGACGGCUAUGGCGAGGCAUUUGUCGGCAUGGGCGGCGUGUUCUUUCGCCGCAACCGGCAGCCCAAGACCGAGGUGGUCAACGAUAUCUCCGGCGAAGUAGCCAAUCUCUUCCGCAUCCUCCAGCGGCACUAUCCGCAGUUCAUGGAGGUGAUGAAAUUCCAGCUCACGUCCCGCCGCGAAUUUGAGCGCCUGUCGGCAACCGACCCGGCCACGUUGACCGAUCUAGAACGGGCGGCUCGCUUCCUCUAUCUGCAGCGGACCGCGUUCGGGGCCAAGGUGGCCAGCAGGAACUUCGCCUUUGAUCGGCGCGGCGGCGCGCGCUUUAACCUGACCCGGCUCGCUCCGCUUCUCGAAGAUGUUCACGAAAGGCUGGCCGGUGUGCUCAUCGAGUGCCUGGACUGGCAAAGGUUUCUCGACAAGCAUGAUCGCGAGGGGAUGUUGACCUAUCUCGAUCCGCCGUAUUUCGGGAACGAAGAGGACUACGGCAAGGGCCUGUUCGGGCGGGAGGACUUCGCGACCAUGGCCCAGCGGCUGGCAAAGCUGAAGGGCUCUUUCAUCCUGUCGAUCAACGACAAACCGGAAAUCCGGGAGAUGUUUUCCGGCUUCACCAUCGAGGCCGUCGAUUGCACCUACACGGUCAACGGAAAGAAGCCGGGGAAGUUCGGCGAACUGAUCAUCUCGGGGAGGAACCUUUGA